AUGGAACAGCCUGAGUUAGAAACUGAUGGAUAUUCAAAGGGUAAUUGGAAACCUUAUCCUUAUUCCCCUUCUUUUGAAGCUGCUAUAGUAUUCGUCGCAUUAUUUGGACUAGCAACCAUAUACCUAAUAUAUCAGGUCCUCAAGGCCUUAUCUAGGAAUGAGACUAAUAAAAGAGAUAAGCGUUUCUUAUGGAUGAUGGUUCCAUUUAUUUUAGGUGGAUCACUUGAAACGUUCGGCUAUACUGCUAGAGUUGUUUUAAGUUUUGAUAUUACAAAUAUUAGGCCUUAUAUUGCCCAAAAACUUCUUUUAUUAUUCGCUUCGCCAUUAUACGCUGUUACGUUGUAUAUGUCGCUAGGACUGUUAGUAGAACUUUUGGAAUGUCAGAAGAUUUCCUUCAUGCCAAUAAAACUUUUAAUAAUGAUAUUUGUCAUAGGAGAUCUAUUUUCUUUUCUUGUACAACUUGCUGGUGGUGUUAUUGUAGCAUCUGGAACAAUACGUACCGGCCAGUAUAUAAUUAAUAGUGGGUUAAUUGUACAAACACUUUUCCUCGGCCUCUUCAUGAUUGUUGCAUUAACCUUUUACCAUAGAGCUGUUAAGUAUCCAAAUGAGUACAUCAUGAUUAUGAGAAAUAUCCCUUCACAAUUUAAUAAUUGGAAUUCAAUUUUUAUAGCAAUUUUGGCCUGCUCCACAUUACUACUUACCAGAUGUAUAUCCAGGUUAAUUGAAGCUGUUCAGGGUGAACGUGGAUAUUUAAUCUCUCAUGAAAUUUUUCUCUAUAGCUUAGAUGCAUCCCUCAUGUUCAUCAAUAUGAUUGUGUUCAUGUCACAAGAUAUUGGAAAAUAUUGUCUUAUUUUUCAGACCUAUUUGCCUUAUGUCGAUAGAAGUGAGGAUUUGAAUACAACCAUCGUUCAUAAGAACUACUUAUUCUACUAA
This is a messenger RNA of Debaryomyces hansenii CBS767, 933 nucleotides long. Its product is annotated as RTA1 domain-containing protein. Gene Ontology annotation, cellular component: membrane. The record is from RefSeq and is a predicted model, not a curated record. The transcript has a single exon. NCBI's taxonomy places the organism in Eukaryota, Fungi, Ascomycota, Pichiomycetes, Serinales, Debaryomycetaceae. Bases 1 to 933 code for a protein of 310 amino acids.